Molecule: messenger RNA, 1650 nt
Organism: Penicillium soppii
Lineage: Eukaryota; Fungi; Ascomycota; Eurotiomycetes; Eurotiales; Aspergillaceae
Product: WD domain protein
Exons: 2
Coding region: 1-1650 (549 amino acids)
Molecular function (GO): protein binding
Source: RefSeq, a predicted model, not a curated record
AUGUCUAAGCGGCACAGAGACCACGGGGACUCCGGUCUACCCCCAAAGCAAAAGUGUAUCCGUACUGAUGUGAAGCCUGUUGAUCGCUUAUCUUGUCUGAGCAAUGAGUUAUUGCUCCAUAUUCUCUCGUUCCUUCCAGUCUCAUCACUAAACGAUUGUCAAAGGUUAUCCCAUCGCUUUUAUGCUCUCGGCGGUGAUUCGGAGCUAUGGAAAAGGCAAUACUACUCGCAAUGGGUACGGCCGCGUGCUCGACGCCUCGCAAAUUCCAGACGCACAACACUUCCUGCUAAAACGGACUACUCCCCCAGAGUCGCGACGUGGUUUGACCAUGGGCACUUGACAGAUGAGGGUAAUUGGAAAAGGCAGUACCGGCUCCGGCAUAACUGGUCCCGGGGGCUAUGCCGGGUUACUGAAGUCGAAUUGCCUGAGCCGCCAUGUCCUUCCACCCUGGUCAGGUUCUGUGCUGGUGUUGUCUUCACCGCAGAUUCUGCAUAUGGGCUUAGGGCAUGGACCGCAAAAGCCCCUGCGCGUUGUCUCGCCAGCCUUUCCUUUCCAGCUCUAUUGAACUCAUCGCCUGUACCUCCCACUGCCUUGGCAGUAAGCCAGACUCAUGAGAAGGUCUGGAUUGCAGUGGGAAUGGGAAACGGCCAUUUCAGUAUAUUUUCACUAAACCUUCAAACAUCUCGACUGGCCUUGCAGUCCUCUCAUGCUGGGUGUAAUGGUGCCAUAACUGCAAUGGCUCUAUCAUCACCAUACCUACUAGUGGUAUCUCAGUACAAAAACCUGACACUUUACAGCCUACAACAAAGUAGCUGCCAGACAGAGGAAGCCGUUGAGACCAACAAACCUCACCAACUUGCCUCCCUCAGAGCGGACAACAUUGUUGCACCGAUGACAUUAUCGCUUCGAGUCUCGCCCUUUGAUAUUAUUGCCACUAUCGUGUAUAGUUUCUUUCACAUUGGUUGCGGGUGGUCUCUAGGGAUUCAAGAAUUACGAUUGGGCAAAGACGGCCAACAACAUGAUUCGCGAUUGACAACUACGGUGGAUUCUCAGUAUGGCGUGCGGCCACUUCAAGGAAUGCGUUCCAGAAAACGACGACACUCUGCGGCUGAACCAGAUGAUAGUCAAUCCUCGAUCACCUCUGGGCCAUCAAUUCUCCACCAACAGCCGCCAACGUCUAUGUCUUAUUCCCACCCAUAUCUACUGACUUCUCAUGCCGAUAAUACAUUGACCAUGUAUCUUGUGGUCUCUACGUCUGAGGAUUUAUUUGUCCAAGGCGGCCGCCGGCUUUGGGGUCACACUUCAUCCAUAUCUGCUGUUCAAGUCACCAACCGUGGAAAAGCCGUGUCGGUAAGCUCUCGAGGGGAUGAGAUCCGAAUAUGGGAGCUAGAGACAGCAAUAUCGUCUCUGGGCACUCGCAAGCCCCUUAAAGAAGACAAUGGUAUCCAGCUCAGUACUGGAAACAAACGUGAUUCAGAGCCUGAACCUCCAAGGACGCUCUCACAAAAUCUGAACAGCGCCGACCUGGAAGCCAACUCCGGAAUCUUGUCGCGAAUGCAAGGUUGUGUCGGUUUUGAUGAGGAAAGAGUACUCCUACUUCGAGAGAAGGGGGUGGGAACACAGCUUCUGGAAUGCUACGACUUCACAUAG